AUGUCAACCUCCCGUUCUGAAAAAUCACAGAUGGUUGUGUCCGGCGCAGAAAAGUCUUAUGGAAUCAACCCUCAUACUAAAGAGCCUAUGAGGGUUAUCUUGACAGAUAAAGAGCGGGAAAUAUGUACUGCGCUAAACAAAUUUGCAGAAUAUUCGAAAGAAAAAGAGCCUGUUCAAUUAAGAAUAGCCGGAGGCUGGGUUAGAGACAAGCUCCUAGGUUUAAAAUCACAUGACAUAGACGUAGCUAUCGAUUCGAUGACAGGAUAUGAAUUCGCAAAGCGGCUGAACGAGUUUCUUAAGGAGCAAGGGCAUUCCGUGUGCGACAUUGGGAAGAUCGAAUCAAAUCCUGACAGAUCAAAGCAUCUUGAAACAGCAACGACAAAAGUUUUUGGGUUGGAAAUUGAUUUCGUGAAUUUGAGAAAUGAAGUAUAUGCGAAAAAUUCAAGGACUCCUACAGAAAUAACGCCUGGAACGCCAGAGGAAGAUGCACGAAGGCGUGAUAUUACAAUCAACGCGUUAUUUUACAAUAUACAUUCCGGAGAAGUAGAAGACUUUACAGGAAAAGGUAUCCCAGAUCUAGAAGCAGGUUUAAUCCGAACCCCAUUACCUGCUUUUCAAACAUUUGAAGACGACCCUCUCCGCGUCCUUCGUUGCAUCCGAUUCGCAAGCAGAUUCGAUUUCGAUAUUACGGACGAGAUCAAAGAGACUAUACAAACAGAAACUAUUCGGAACGCCAUAAGAUCAAAAGUUUCUCCUGAGCGUAUUGGCAUCGAGAUAUCAAAAAUGAUUGAACGUAAUCCGCUGCGCUCAUUCGAAUUCCUGUAUUCGUUGGGAUUGUAUAAAACUGUAUUCGCAUCGCCUCCUAGAGAACUAAUUGUAAAUGGAUCAAUGCGAAAUCCGGAAUAUGGUCUAAACGUUGCGCGAGUUAUCAAAUGGAUUUUUCAACUCACCGCAGACGAUGAGUUGCAUGAGCUUUUCAAAAAUCGAUCAACGGACGAGAUAAAAUCCUUAUAUCUGGCAUCCAUUCUGUUGCCGUACAAGGAUAUAGUAAUUCUGGAAAAGAGAAAGAUGGUUCCGGCAUCCAACUACGUUAUACGGGAAAGCCUGAAGCUGGCAAAUGUCAACGCAGACAUCACACACAAGCUGUUUGUGGCGAUAGAAGUGAUACGGAAGGCAGUACAAAAACAUUCAGAAGAAGGCGGCAUAAGCAGACUAGAAUUAGGAUUGCUUAUACGAGAGGUUGGCAUGCCAAAGUACAUGAGGGAAAAGUGGCCAACAGCGGUAAUUCUGGCAUUGGCGAUCGACCUCUUACCGGAAAGAGAAAAUAUAGAUGCGGGCUCGGGUACGUUUGGUGACAAUUCAGAAAAUGUCGCAAGAUUAUAG
This is a messenger RNA of Paraglomus occultum, 1383 nucleotides long. The record is from the annotation of a GenBank genome assembly. NCBI's taxonomy places the organism in Eukaryota, Fungi, Glomeromycota, Glomeromycetes, Paraglomerales, Paraglomeraceae.